Messenger RNA from Elgaria multicarinata webbii, 1892 nucleotides. It is a transcript of the gene KLF8, whose product is annotated as KLF transcription factor 8. The transcript has 6 exons. NCBI's taxonomy places the organism in Eukaryota, Metazoa, Chordata, Lepidosauria, Squamata, Anguidae. Gene Ontology annotation, molecular function: DNA-binding transcription factor activity, RNA polymerase II-specific; RNA polymerase II cis-regulatory region sequence-specific DNA binding. Bases 417 to 1361 code for a protein of 314 amino acids. Gene Ontology annotation, biological process: regulation of transcription by RNA polymerase II. The record is from RefSeq and is a predicted model, not a curated record.
GGUGGAGCCGCUGGGUGGGGUCAGGGACAGGCAGCGGCUGGGUGGGGAGCCAGGCGAGCGGGGAGAGGCAGGCAGGCAGGAGAGCGAGCGAGAGCGCAGCAGCAGCGUCAAGCAAAGAGGCAAGCGCCGAGCAGCGCCGCCUGCCUUCUCGCCCGGCCCGGCCCGGCCCGGCCCGGCCCCACCCACUCCUCGCCCGGGUCCCCGCGCUCCAUCCCCACCCAUCCACCCUCGGGCCGGGAACCGCGCAGGAGGAGCCGAAACCAAAAGAUGGGGUCCCAGAGGCUGCAGGAGGAGUGACGGACCCAGCACUACCCAUCCGUGCAGGGGCAGAGACGGGGGGGAAGCGUCCCGGUUGGCAGGAAGCGUGACGAGGCAGGCAAGCUGCAGGCUUUGGCCACAGCAAGGCUCUCUCCAAGAUGAGUUCCUCGUCGCUGUUGGAGGACAGCUCCAUCGAGCCGCCGGUGCUGCUGAGCGACAUCAAGACGGAGCCCCCCGAGGAGCUGCUGGCCAGCGACUGCAACCAGCCCCAAGCGGAGCCGGUGGACUUAUCCCUCAACAAGCCCAAGGCCUCCCUGCAGCUUUCCUCCUCUUCCUUGCUGCCUUCCUCCAUCCGCUCCUCGCCCAUGCUGGCGACGCCUCCCAUCCCGGCCCCCGUGGUCUCUAUGUCGUCCACGGGGCUGGGCUCCUCCUCGGCCAUCCCGGCGGUGCUCUCCCCCGGCUCCAUCCUCGCCUCGACGCAGGGCAGUGGCGGCCAGCAAAUCUUGCACGUCAUCCACACCAUCCCUUCCGUCAACCUCCCCAGCAAGAUGGGGAACCUGCAGACCAUCCCGGUGGUGGUCCAGUCCUUGCCGGUGGUGUACACUACCAUGCCCAGCGAUGGCGUCACUGCCGCCAUCACAGUGCCACUCAUUGGCGGUGAUGGCAAGAACGCCGGAUCAGUGAAAGUUGACCCCAGUUCCAUGUGCCCCGUUGAGAUCAACAGCGACAGCGAGGACAGCACCUCAGAGAGCGGCCCGGCCUCCUUCCCAGACCUGCAGAGAGAGCCUUCUGUGGGACGAAUGCAGCGGGCCGAGUCCCCUGACUUAAAGAAGCGGCGGAUCCACCAGUGUGACUUCGAGGGUUGCAACAAAGUUUACACAAAGAGCUCACACUUGAAAGCACACAGGAGGAUACACACAGGAGAGAAGCCGUACAAAUGCACCUGGGAGGGCUGCACCUGGAAGUUUGCUCGCUCCGAUGAGCUGACCAGGCAUUUCCGAAAGCACACGGGCAUCAAGCCUUUCCGCUGCUCAGACUGUGACCGCAGCUUCUCGCGCUCCGACCACCUGGCUCUGCACCGCCGGAGGCAUAUCAUGAUGUGAGGGGGCAGCGCCUGCCCGCUCCGGCCACAAAAGCAACGAGAGCUGCUUCCUUCCCCUCGUGGGCUGGAUCCCUGCCUGGUCCUUGUGGCUGCCGCUGUGGACGGAGCGGACCCGGUCAAGAGCCACCCUUUCCCCUCCUGGGCCUUGCCAUCCACAGAACUCCAGAGAAGGAAGGGCCGUGGCCUUCUUCGGCUGCCCAGGGUUGUGCUGAUGAUGCAGUCUCUUCGAAGAAGCCAUGGGGCUGGCACGUGCUGCAAGAUGCAAACGUCGCAGUUGGAUGGAGGCCUCGCUGGCUGGAAUGGGUCUUUUGGCUUGCGGGGCGGCUCCUGCAGUCCCGGCAAAGAAAGCUAUGCGCCCCUUGAUUCUCUGCGGUGGAGUAAAGUGCAGGUCAAGGGGCUGGCCGGAACCCUGCGUCACGUGGCAAAGACCCUGCGGCAGUUUCGAGUCCCGGAGUUCUUCGCGUGGAUUUCCUGGUUGCAGCACAAAAACAGGAUUCCCUAAAGACCAGAAAGUUGCUGGGGGGGGGGGGGG